GGAUUUUUGUUUUUCGCAUCAAAGAACGGAAUUGCCCACUCACCGCGGCGGGUUCACCUCUAUACAGCAUCGUACAGCAUGGCCAAUCGCACUCUCAGUGAUGCCGUCCAAAUCCACGGUCGAGAUCCUCAGCAUCUCAUUGAAAAGAUUAUUCGCGAACGCAUCUAUGAUUCCAUGUACUGGAAAGAGCAUUGCUUUGGAUUAACAUCUGCCACACUCAUGGACAAAGCUGUGGAACUCGAAUACAUUGGUGGAGUGUACGAAGGACACCACCCAACCCCGUUUCUGUGCCUUACAUUGAAAAUGCUGCAAUUACAACCCGAGAAGGAAAUUGUCGUCGAGCUAAUUCGUCAGGAAGAUUUCAAAUAUUUACGAGCACUUGGUGCCUUUUAUCUUCGUAUUGUGGGGAAAGCAAAAGAAAUAUACAUGUAUCUGGAACCGUUAUUGAAUGAUUAUCGUAAACUGAGGAACCGAGGAGGAGGUGGUUACUCAUUGACACAUAUGGAUGAGUUUGUCGAUCAGUUACUGAGGGAUGAUCGUGUAUGCGAUGUUAUAUUACCGCGUCUGUUGAGUCGGCAUAUUCUUGAAGAUAACGAUGAAUUGGAUCCUCGCGUCAGUGCUUUGGAAGAAGAUUUAGAAAGUGACGGUUCCGCACCACAAGAAACUCGAGAACGCGAGCGACGUCGCAGUCCUAGCACUGACCGCAGUCGCAGCAGAAGCCAGAGCCGUAGUCAUAGUCGCAGUCGAAGUCGCAGUCGCAGCAGUGAUCGUGGACGACGUUAUGAAAGACGGGAUCGGGAUCGCAGUCGUAGUCGUAGUCGUAGUCGCAGUGUUGGUUCUAAUCGUCGUUACAGUGAUCGUCGAAGGAGUCGAAGCAGAAGCAGUGAUUCCGAAUAUCGUCGUCGCCAUCGUCGUGAUCGUCGCCAUCGCUAUCGAAGCCCCAGUGCUAGUCGGAGUCAAAGCAGAAGCAGAAGCAGAAGCAGAAGCAGAAGCAGAAGUAGAAGCAGACGCAGAAGCAGAGGCGGCAGUCCAAGUGAACGUCAACGUCGUCACAGAUAUCGAAGUCCCAGUGUAGAUAAAAGCGAUUAAAUAAAGAGACCAACAAAGCGAAAGAAAAAAAGAAGUGGUUAUAGCGGUGCCAGAAAUGACAUUUGCUGUGAAGCAAAUAUUAAUGACAUAACUCACCUAUAAGCUAUCGUUUCAUUGUUUUUAAAGAGCAUUCAUUCGUCCGAGGAAGCUUUCGCUUGCAGAUCCUCUGCUUGAUUGUAGGCAACAUCGUGUCCGACACAUAAUAACAGCUUAUCCGUUUUGAUGCCUUUGGCCACAUGAUUCACAGAAAAUAAGUUUCUGAUCAAAAGCGUUUCCAUUGUUGAUUUUGAAAAAUGAGAAGAGGAGAUGAAAUGAUGGGUAAAAGAUAUUCUCGGAGCAACAACAGUACUUGGUCGCCAAUGCCUUUCUGCAACAUCCUAAAAAUAAU
This is a messenger RNA of Radiomyces spectabilis, 1477 nucleotides long. Its product is annotated as PRP38 family-domain-containing protein. The transcript is spliced from 5 exons. NCBI's taxonomy places the organism in Eukaryota, Fungi, Mucoromycota, Mucoromycetes, Mucorales, Radiomycetaceae. The record is from RefSeq and is a predicted model, not a curated record. Gene Ontology annotation, cellular component: precatalytic spliceosome. The coding region runs from base 79 to 1089 and encodes 336 amino acids.